Molecule: messenger RNA, 1407 nt
Organism: Brassicogethes aeneus
Lineage: Eukaryota; Metazoa; Arthropoda; Insecta; Coleoptera; Nitidulidae
Source: the annotation of a GenBank genome assembly
AUGAAACCAACCGAUGUUUCUAAAAGUGACCUCGAAAAAGUCGUCUUAAAUUUCAACAAAAUAUGUAUACAGUAUUUAGAAGCAAAAACCAUAAAACCAAAUAGGAACCAUAUGUUAGUGAAAAAUGAACAAAAGCUGUUGGAAUCUCUGAAAACUUUAAGAAGAAAAUUGAUACCAAAACCUGAAUACUACGACCUAGUAAGCUGCCUAACUAUACAGAACCUUAGUAGUCUUAUCUCAAAUAAUAGUAUUAAAAUUGUGUUAAUAAUAGUGGAUGUACUGAAAAAGAUUUCUACCAUGGAUGUGUUAGAAGAUUUUGUAUUUGAGAUCGUUGAAAUGUUAUUGGAGGAAGAUAUAAUAUUGAAAUUAAUAGCAGUAUCAAAUCGCCUAAAUAUAGAUGAUAAAGAAGAAUCUAAAGCUGUAUACGACAUUUUUACAAUAAUCGGUAGUUUUGCUCAGCUCGGCAGUGAAAUUGUGGACGAAACUACAAUACACCGAUUUAUGACUUUUUUGCUUACAAAUUUAAACAUGAAAAAGUACUACAGCAGAAAAACUUUAUAUGCCAGUGAAUUUCUCAAUAUUCUUCUGCAGGAUAGUGAAAGAAAUAGGUACAUGUUUAGAAAAAUCAAUGGUAUGGUUUCCCUAUUAAAACAAAUGGAAUAUUAUAAAAAGUUUGUUCCUGAAACUUCUCAAGAAGAGGAGUUAAUGAACCAUAUGUUUAGUUCUUUAUGUAGUUGUUUAGUAUCUGGUCCUUUAAGAUGUAGCUUUUUAAAAUUAAAUGGAGUUGAACUCAUGAUAAGUCUGCUCGAAAAAGAGAAAAUUUUUGGGGUUGUUUUAAAGGUUUUGACCUAUGCUUUCUAUGGACCAAAUGGUGAAGACAGUUGUAAUAGAUUUGUAGACAAAGAAGGAUUGAAGAAUAUUUUUCCCAGCAAAAAAAUAGAGUGUGCGGAAUAUGAGAAACAGUUAACUUCCAUUGCUGUUUCACUGCUAAGAAAUUGUGGUGGCAAGGAAAAAGGCAAAAUUCUUGAAGUUUUUAAAGCAGAUGGAUAUCGAGAAAUUAAGAACUUGUUGGAACUACAUUCAAAGUAUUUUACGAGAGUUAAUUUAGCCGAACAAAAAUACCACGAGUGUAGCUAUAAUGAAGCAUUUUUCAUGGGAAUCGAAUGUGGAUUAAACACACUUCAGUUCGUUGAUUACAUAUUGGUCAACUCAAGUUUAAUGGAUGACAAGAUAAAACAACUUGUAAAAUUAUUUUUCCAGGACAAGGAUGAGUUGAACUUAAUUUUAUUGGAUUAUGCUCAGAAUCUACCUGACGAUGGAUUAAAGGAAUGGAAAUAUCAGGAAAGGCAGAAAAUAGAAGUCAUGCUCAAGAGAUUUAAGCAAACCAGCUUCAAUAACAAACGUUAA